Molecule: messenger RNA, 2487 nt
Organism: Galeopterus variegatus (Sunda flying lemur)
Lineage: Eukaryota; Metazoa; Chordata; Mammalia; Dermoptera; Cynocephalidae
Product: flotillin-2
Exons: 11
Coding region: 2-1288 (428 amino acids)
Biological process (GO): protein localization to plasma membrane; regulation of myoblast differentiation
Cellular component (GO): plasma membrane
Source: RefSeq, a predicted model, not a curated record
CAUGGGCAACUGCCACACGGUGGGGCCUAACGAGGCGCUGGUGGUUUCAGGGGGCUGUUGUGGUUCCGACUAUAAACAGUACGUGUUUGGCGGCUGGGCAUGGGCCUGGUGGUGUAUCUCCGACACUAAGAGACUGUCUCUGGAGGUUAUGACCAUCCUGUGUCGCUGUGAGAAUAUUGAGACGUCGGAGGGGGUCCCGCUAUUCGUUACAGGGGUUGCACAGGUGAAGAUCAUGACGGAGAAGGAGCUCCUGGCUGUGGCCUGCGAGCAGUUCCUGGGCAAGAAUGUUCAGGACAUCAAGAACGUCGUCCUGCAGACCCUGGAGGGGCAUCUGCGCUCCAUUCUCGGGACCCUGACUGUGGAGCAGAUUUAUCAGGACCGGGACCAAUUUGCCAAGCUGGUGCGGGAGGUGGCAGCCCCUGAUGUUGGCCGCAUGGGCAUUGAGAUCCUCAGCUUCACCAUCAAGGAUGUGUAUGACAAAGUGGACUAUCUGAGCUCCCUGGGCAAGACGCAGACUGCCGUGGUGCAGAGAGAUGCCGACAUUGGCGUGGCCGAGGCCGAGCGGGACGCAGGCAUCCGGGAAGCCGAGUGCAAGAAGGAGAUGCUGGACGUGAAGUUCAUGGCAGACACCAAGAUCGCCGACUCGAAGCGAGCUUUCGAGCUGCAAAAAUCAGCCUUCAGUGAGGAGGUCAACAUCAAGACAGCUGAGGCUCAGUUGGCCUAUGAGCUGCAAGGGGCCCGUGAGCAGCAAAAGAUCCGGCAGGAAGAGAUUGAGAUUGAGGUUGUACAGCGCAAGAAGCAGAUUGCAGUGGAGGCGCAGGAGAUCCUGCGCACGGACAAAGAGCUCAUCGCCACAGUGCGCCGCCCCGCCGAGGCCGAGGCCCACCGCAUACAGCAGAUCGCGGAGGGUGAAAAGGUGAAGCAGGUCCUCUUGGCACAGGCAGAGGCUGAGAAGAUCCGCAAACUUGGGGAGGCUGAGGCGGCAGUCAUCGAGGCGAUGGGCAAGGCAGAGGCUGAGCGGAUGAAGCUCAAGGCUGAGGCCUACCAGAAAUACGGAGACGCAGCCAAGAUGGCCUUGGUGCUGGAGGCCCUGCCCCAGAUUGCUGCCAAAGUCGCUGCCCCACUGACCAAAGUUGAUGAGAUUGUGGUCCUCAGUGGGGACAACAACAAGGUGACAUCAGAAGUAAACCGACUGCUGGCCGAGCUGCCUGCCUCUGUGCAUGCCCUCACAGGCGUGGACCUAUCUAAGAUACCCCUGAUCAAGAAGGCCACUGGUGCACAGGUGUGAGGCUCCCGCAGGCCCACACCCUUCAGCAGCCACCUGCCCCACCCUCCAGCACCCGUUUUAAUACAACAGGGACGACAGGAACGUUAUUGACUCUGGUGCCUUAUUUUGUAGGGACCAGAAGUGCUGCGUGUUCAAGCCAUCUUUGGCUGUCUUCCUUUCUCUCCUGUCUCUGUCUCCUCCUCUUCCUCCCCUCACAACCUCACUUUCACUGCCACAUUCAUCUGGUUUGUGUCUUCAACCCUCAUCUCUCUGCCUUUGUCUGUCUUUUUCUCUCGCCACCCCCACCCCUACACACAUCAUGUAGUUUAAGCUGAAGAUGUUUAUUAUAACCACUGUCUGUGGGGGGUGGCCUUGCUGCUCCUCGGAAUCCUGGUGCCUUGAAGUUCUCCGUGCAUCUGUCAGUCCUCCCUAUGGCCCUGGCCAGAGCUCAGCAUGGGGGCAGGGGUUCUGGGUAGGACGGUCACUCUCCCCUCCCUGGCCUGGUCUUUCCAGCCCCUCACCCACUCCCCGCAGUAGGCCUGGAUUGCCAUGGACUGCAGGGCCCUGGGCCAUUGCCCUUCACUUCCUCCUCCCCAGGCCCAGGCCUGCUCUCAUAUUUUCCCCCUCCCUCCCUACCCCAGGGGCACAGAGGCAGGCCUUCUGUCUAUAGAGGCUCCCUCAGUUUACUACUGCCUUAGGAGGCCCCUGCUUGUGCUCAGGGAAAUCCUCCUCACGCGCAUGUCCCUGCUAGGUCGAGUGGGGCUUUGUCCCACCUCUGCUAAGCCUUUCUAGGAUCAGCAUCUAGCCCUGUUGGGUACAGGAAAGUGUGUAGAUCCUCUUCCUGCUAGGGCUGCACUGUCCUGGGUAUUGGGCCCCUCCAGUGAGCAAGGCUGUGCCAACUCUGUACGGAGUCCAGUGCUGUGGACUGGCCAGACCCCAUGCCCCUUGUGCUUUCUUCCUGGCCAGAGUGAUAGGGUUCCAGCCACGGGGCAGCAGCCCAAUCAUAUGUCUCCUUGCUUUAAUGGAGGCAAAAGAGCCCAGGGCCCAAGCAUCCUGACAGGGGUGCUAUGGGUCUCCUAUGGUCCUAGUCCCCCACCCCUGGCCCUACCCCAGCCUGUUCCUGCAUGUGGAUGUUGCAUGUCUAGUCUGGGGCUUGAUUGUUGCUUUGCCCCACUGCCUGUCCCUUCUGGUAAAAUAAAGAUUUCUUAUGCAUAGCCCAA